Messenger RNA from Erigeron canadensis, 1019 nucleotides. Its product is annotated as 30S ribosomal protein 2, chloroplastic. Gene Ontology annotation, cellular component: cytosol. NCBI's taxonomy places the organism in Eukaryota, Viridiplantae, Streptophyta, Magnoliopsida, Asterales, Asteraceae. Gene Ontology annotation, molecular function: mRNA binding. The coding region runs from base 90 to 857 and encodes 255 amino acids. The record is from RefSeq and is a predicted model, not a curated record. The transcript has 4 exons.
UUUCUGGAUAAACCCCUCUGCUCUGCCAUUCUCACUAUCUUCAUCUCACCUUGAAAAAACAGGCACUCACUCAAUAGGGUUCUUAAAAAAUGGCCACAAUUUCAUCAUCCUUAAUAUCAUCCACAACUUACAUCCAUCACCAACACCAAACUUCUUCUAAAUCCUUCAAAACCCAACAUUUACCAAUUUCUUCAACCACCACCAACAUAAAUCUUUCUUCACUAAAAUGUUUCAUUUCAAAUCCAAGAAAACCCACCAAUUCAAGAUUGUUCUGUGUUGCUGAGGAAACAGUAGUUGCUGUGGACCCCACUUCUGAAGCUGCAAGGAGAUUGUAUGUUGGUAAUAUCCCUCGCACUACAAACAAUGAUGAACUUGAAAAGAUUUUUCAAGAACAUGGUUCCAUUGAGAAAGUUGAGGUAAUGUAUGAUAAAUGGUCAGGAAGGAGUCGAAGAUUCGGUUUUGUCACAAUGAAGACUGUUGAUGAUGCAAAUGUUGCCAUUGAAAAGCUAAAUGGCACGGAAAUCGGAGGGCGUAAAAUUAAAGUAAAUGUCACCGAGAAGCCUUUGAAUGGAGUCACCUCUACAGUUGUACAAUCAGAUGAAACCCCAUUUGUUGACAGCCCGUACAAACUUUAUGUAGGAAAUCUGGCAAAAACAGUUACAUCAGAGUCACUUAAAAGCUUUUUUGCAGACAAGGGAAAUGUUCUCGGCGCCAAAGUAUCUCGAGUUCCCGGGACUUCAAAAUCAAGUGGAUUUGGGUUUGUUUCAUUCUCUUCAGAAGAGGAAGUAGAAGCUGCCAUUUCAUCCUUUAACGAUGCUGUACUUGAUGGACAGAAGAUCCGUGUAAAUAAAGCUUAGUGUACCAACAAAGAGCUUUUCAACUUGUAGUUUUGUUAUAUUAUCGCAUCAAUAUGUGCCACUUUGAAAUGGUAAAAUCUUCGGGAUUUUAGUGGGUAUUUGUAAUAUGAGCUGCUUUUAUAUCAUAGUCUAGAUAUCAGAAAUUGUCCAUUAUUUUUUGUA